Messenger RNA from Helianthus annuus (common sunflower), 2284 nucleotides. Its product is annotated as protein NRT1/ PTR FAMILY 6.1. Gene Ontology annotation, molecular function: transmembrane transporter activity. Bases 199 to 2073 code for a protein of 624 amino acids. The record is from RefSeq and is a predicted model, not a curated record. Gene Ontology annotation, biological process: oligopeptide transport; transmembrane transport. The transcript is spliced from 3 exons. NCBI's taxonomy places the organism in Eukaryota, Viridiplantae, Streptophyta, Magnoliopsida, Asterales, Asteraceae. Gene Ontology annotation, cellular component: membrane.
UUUUCCUUGUUUCUUGUUUUUACAUUCUCUUCUCUGUCAACCAUAAAAAAAAUAUAUCAAAUAUCAAUACCCCCUUACUGUAUGUGUAUCUACCCACCAACCGCAUUCACUUCACUUGUUGAUGAUUGAUUCCGUAUAAAAGCAUAUCAUCUUCUUUAUCACAAGAAAGAAAGUCCAGGCCAGGCCUGGUUUUUUGAUAUGGGUAUUAUGAAGUCGCCUGAAGUCGUGGCUGAAGUAGGAAAGGAAGAGCCACUCCCAGUGGCAGCAGCAGAGAGCAGCAAGAAGCUUGGCAUGUACUUUGUUGAGUCGGACAACAGGCGUUCCCCUUUCGCCGGAGGCUACACCACCCUUGGCACUUCCCCGGUCAAUAUCCAUGGCAAGCCCAUCCCUGAUCUCUCCAAAACCGGAGGCUGGCUUGCUGCCUUUUUCAUCUUCGGGAAUGAGAUGGCAGAAAGAAUGGCUUAUUUUGGGCUUUCGGUUAACAUGGUAGCCUUUAUGUUCUAUGUCAUGCAUCUCCCCUUCACCACUUCAGCAAAUGCUAUCAACAACUUCUUGGGAAUAUCCCAGGCUUCCUCUCUUAUUGGUGGUUUUCUAGCUGAUGCUUAUCUUGGUCGAUAUUGGACUAUUGCCAUUUUCACUACCCUCUAUCUUCUGGGUUUGUCAGGAAUAACGUUAUGCGCCACCUUGAAUGUGCUGGCGCCGAAUCAAGAUGACUGCAACCAGCUUUCCCUGUUAUUAGGCAACUGUGAACCUGCAAAACCAUGGCAGAUGUCCUAUCUCUAUACAGUUCUCUAUCUGACUGGGUUUGGAGCAGCUGGCAUCAGGCCUUGUGUGUCCUCUUUUGGAGCGGAUCAGUUCGAUGAGCGCAGUAGAGACUACAAUACCAACCUGGAUAGGUUCUUCAACUUCUUCUACCUCUUUGUAACUCUAGGGGCCAUUGUCGCAUUUACUGCUGUAGUCUACAUUCAGAUGCAGCUCGGGUGGGGCUUUGCCUUUGGUGCUCUCGCUGUAGCCAUGGCCAUCUCCAACCUCGUCUUCUUUCUUGGUACUCCCUUAUACAGACACAGGUUACCUGGAGGAAGCCCUCUCACACGUGUUGCUCAAGUCCUCGUUGCUGCUUUCCGCAAACGUAAAGCAUCCUUUGAUAGCAGUGAAUAUGUUGGUCUGUAUGAGCUUGAGGGUAAUAGGUGUGCUAUUAAAGGCAGUGCUAAAUUACCUCAUACAGAUGAUUUUAGAUUUUUGGACAAAGCGGCCCUGAGACUCGACACAAAUACGAGUCCGUGGCACCUCUGCACUGUAACUCAAGUGGAAGAAGUUAAAAUCUUGUUGAAGCUGAUUCCUAUUCCAACAUGUACCAUAAUGCUAAGUGUCGUCUUAACAGAGUAUCUGACGCUUUCGGUACAGCAGGCAUACACACUCAACACUCAUAUUGGGCGCCUCAAGCUUCCAGUAACGUGCAUGCCUGUUUUUCCGGGCCUCAGCAUAUUUCUUCUCUUGUCUCUCUACUACACGGUGUUUGUCCCUAUAUCAAGACGCAUCACGCAUCAUCCACGUGGGGCCUCUCAGCUUCAGAGGGUUGGCCUGGGGCUUGCCAUUUCAAUCCUAUCUGUGGGGUGGGCCGGGGUUUUUGAGAGAUACAGAAGGAAUUAUGCGAUAAGACAAGGGUAUGAGGUGAGUUUUCUGAGUCCGAUGCCUGGUCUCAGCGCUUACUGGUUGCUGAUCCAGUACUGUCUCAUUGGGUUGGCUGAGGUGUUUUGCAUUGUAGGCUUGUUGGAAUUUCUGUAUGAGGAGGCCCCAGAUGCCAUGAAAAGUAUAGGUUCGGCUUAUGCUGCUGUAGCUGGUGGCUUGGGCUGCUUUGUUGCCACUAUCUUGAACAACAUUGUCACCUCCAUAACCGGGAAUGAAGAGAAAAGACGAAAUUCUUGGCUGUCCCAGAACAUAAACACGGGAAGAUUCGAUUACUUCUAUUGGCUUCUUACGGUUCUCAGUGUUAUCAAUUUCUGUGUGUUUCUAUAUGCAGCACGCAGGUACAAGUACAGGCAUGGAGAUUCCACACAAUUAAGUAGCAAGUAAAAUUAAUACAUUUCAGAAAUAUGAGAGAGAGAACACAGAUCAAUUUGUAUAUUAUGCGAUGGAUGGAUUUUGAUCAAGUUAGACAUCACCCUCAUUUUCAUAUGUAUGUGUCUAUUAUAUGAAGACUUGCAUCUCCUCAGAAGAAGAAAUAUGAUGUGUAAUCCAAUGUUGGUUUUUUAUAACCAAAUAAAAUAAACCAAAUUUCAGUAUA